Messenger RNA from Pelobates cultripes (western spadefoot toad), 1893 nucleotides. Lineage: Eukaryota; Metazoa; Chordata; Amphibia; Anura; Pelobatidae. The record is from the annotation of a GenBank genome assembly.
AUGGAAUCCCAGAGUGCCACAACCAUCGGAGGACAAUAUGAGGUGGUGGGAAUCCUAGGUGAAGGAGCAUUUGGUAAAGUUGUAAUGGCCAAAGACCAAAAAUCAGGUAGAGUCACUACAAAUACAAGUGCCUAAAGAUUAAAAAGCGUACAUUUUGCUAAUUUGAUACUGCUUAAAAGUUUUGUUUGAAUUGUAUGCACCCACCCUUUCCCCACCCUAUCCCCAAUGUAUGCAAAUACUUUAACUUGGGUUUAUUAUUUAACCCUUAACCUAUAUUUAGUAAGGUUCUCCAAGUUUUUAGUUGUGAUAUUUUAGCUGGUAAUGCUUUAACAAAUAAUGGUAUAGCAGUUGGGAGCUAAAUAAUGUUAAUAAUUUGAAAUAUAUAGCACAAUGUAUAAUUCAAGAUUUUAAGAUGUGGAUUUGGCUUCUAUUGACCAAGUUUAUUUUAAAUAAUCCUUUUUUAAAAAAAUCUUUUUCCUUUGAACAGGAGAAGACGUUGCACUCAAAAUGAUAAGAAAGGAUCGAACCUCAUUUCCUGCAUACCUCCAUGAACUGCAGGUGUCUAUCUUGGUGUCCGGUCAUGAAAACGUGAUCCACACACAUCCAGUCUACGUGCCUGAUCCAGACCACUUUGUCAUCAGCCAGGAGUUAGCUACAAGUGGAACCUUGCAUUCUAUCAUUGAUUCUCAGGUAAGCAUCCCAUUUUAUGCAAUAUGCACUUUAUGAAUACAUCCAGUACAAUGAUAUAUUGAAAUUGUUUAAUGUAAGAGUUGAAGUCACACUAAACACAUACAAAAUAUACAAUUUAAGUUAAAUUGUCAGCAAAAAUCUUUUUAUACUUGUAUAUAAAUUGUAAGCUACAAGUAAACAGUUUUAAUAGGGUAGUGUGAAAAUAAUUGUGUUGUAGAUAGAACUGUAAAUACCAUUUUUCAUCUGGAAUGAAAACCUUUAUUCCAAGGCUUAUAAGAUUUUAUAUAUUUAAGGUUAUGUUAACAGUUUGUUUUGUUGUAUGCAAUAAAUACAAAAAAAAAAAAUAUCAAAAAAAGUUUGCUUUGGGGAUUCUCAAUCCCUGUACAAGUCAUUAACAUAUCCUGUCAAACUAUAUUUGAGUCUGUUAUUAAAGGUUUCCCCCCCCCCCCUUUUCUUUUUCACUUUUAGGUUGGGAUUCCAGAAGAUGUGGUGAAGCGCUGUGCAGUGCAGCUGGCAACAGCUCUCAAUUACAUGCACAGCAGGGGGAUAGUACAUGGUGACCUGAAACCGGACAACGUGCUGCUUAUGGACAAAGACUGCCAUCACAUUAAGCUGGGUGACUUUGGUCAUUCCCAGAGUAUUGGCAGUCUUGUCGGCUGUAUGUCACACAUUAUUCCAUAUAUGUCCCCAGAAAUAUGUAGCCUGAAAUCAAAUGAGUGUUUGAUUCUGACCCCGAGUGUAGAUGUCUGGGCUUUUGGCAUUCUCCUUUAUGUGGCGCUUACAGGGGGCUACUCAUGGGAAAAAGCAAUGGGGGACGACCAUGAUUUCAGUGUGUUCGUUGACUGGCAAAGCAAAGGAGACUACUCCUCUCCUCCUCCUGGCUGGGAAAUGUUCACAGUGGAAGCAAUGGACAUGUUCUUCACAUUGCUGUUCCAGAACCCCUCCUUGAGGCCUUCCAAUGAUCAUGUGCUGAAAUAUCUCAAUUAUCCAUGGCGGUCAAUUGAUGUUUCAAGCGACAGUGAGGAGCCAUCGAUCGAAAUACAGGAGGUGACCAUUGAGGAGAGCCAAGAGUAUGAAAUCAUUAUCAUACCGGGAAAUGAUGAGGUGGUUAUUAUAGAAAAUGGGGACACGGAAUGUGUGUUUGUUGCAGGAGCAGCAGUAGAGUCCGGUGACAUCAUCUAUGUACUAUGUGACAAUACGUGA